AUGAGUGGACGAAUAGAUGAACACCUGAGAAAUGGAUCCAGUGCAGAAGUCUUCUCUUACGCAGAGGACGACAUGGUGACUGACCCACUGUUGGCGCAGCAUCUUGCUCACUUUGGAAUUGACAUGCAGCGUCAGCGCAAGACCGAUCGCACCGUGAUGGAGAUGGAAGUAGAAGCGAACGAGCGACUGGGCGAGUGGCUCACUCUGCAGGAAGCUGAUCGCACCCUCACACCACUUUAUGGGCCAAGUCUCACAGGCUUAGUCAAUCUCGGCAACACCUGCUACAUAAACUCGGCCGUACAGGUGACGAAAACAUCCAUCUAUUAUUAG
Molecule: messenger RNA, 330 nt
Organism: Echinococcus granulosus
Lineage: Eukaryota; Metazoa; Platyhelminthes; Cestoda; Cyclophyllidea; Taeniidae
Product: Ubiquitin hydrolase
Exons: 2
Coding region: 1-330 (109 amino acids)
Molecular function (GO): cysteine-type deubiquitinase activity
Source: RefSeq, a predicted model, not a curated record